AUGGUGGUGAUGGAGGUUGAGGUGAUGGUGAAGGUGGAGGUGUUUAUUGUGAUGGUGAUGAUGGUGAUGGUGAUGGUUAUUGAUGUGCAUUUGGAAAUGGUGGAGUUGAUGGAGGUGGCGAUUCUGGUGGUGAUAGUGAUUGAGGUGGAGGUGGUGAUGUUGCUGAUGAUGAUGAAAGGUGGUGAUGAUGGAGGUGAUGGUGGAGGUGAAUGUGUAAGUGAUGAUGGUUUGGUGGUGGUGAUGGUGAUGGAGGUGGAGGUGAUGGUUUUAGAGGUGGUGGUGAUUAAGGUGAUGGUCGAGGUGGAGGUGAUGAUGCUUGUGGUGUUUAUUGAGGUGGAGGUGGAGUUGAUGUUGAUGGAGUUGGUGAUGGAGGUGAUGGUGGAGGUGGAGGUGAUGAUGCUUGUCGUGUUUAGUGAGGUGGAGGUUGUGGUGAUGGAGGUUAUGGUGGAGGUGAUGAUGCUGGUAAUACUGAUGGUGACGGUGAUUGAGGUGUAA
Mya arenaria is the source of this 495-nucleotide messenger RNA. RefSeq lists its product as uncharacterized. Bases 1 to 495 code for a protein of 164 amino acids. The record is from RefSeq and is a predicted model, not a curated record. The transcript has 3 exons. Lineage: Eukaryota; Metazoa; Mollusca; Bivalvia; Myida; Myidae.